CAGUCCGGACCCGCACGCGAGUCGGGGGCGGCGGCCGAGGGAGGCGGGAGUAUGGCCGAGUCCCCGCCGCCCGCGGCGGGCGCUCAAAGUUGCAGCGAGGAGCGGUGGCAGGAGGAGCCGCGCGGCGCUCGGGACCGAGAGGACGAGGCGGGGCAGUCGGAGUCCGGCUCACCGGCGGCCGCACCUUUCUUCCUGCUCUACCCCGGCGAUGGAGGCGCGGGCUUCGCCGUGCGCCCGCCGCCGCAGCCGCAGCGCGCCUGGAGGACCCCGUCGUCGCCGGGCUCCCCGCUGCCCUUUCCGCUGCUGAGCUACCCGAGCAGCGGCAAGCACCACCCUAAUUAUCUCAUGGCCAAUGAACGAAUGAACCUGAUGAACAUGGCAAAGCUGAGUAUCAAGGGCUUGAUUGAAUCAGCUCUGAACCUAGGAAGGACUCUAGAUUCUGACUAUGCACCCCUCCAGCAAUUCUUUGUGGUGAUGGAACACUGUCUGAAACAUGGCUUAAAAGCAAAGAAAACCUUUCUUGGACAAAAUAAAUCCUUCUGGCCUCUAGAACUGGUAGAAAAACUUGUUCCAGAAGCUGCAGAGAUAACAGCAAGUGUUAAAGAUCUUCCAGGACUUAAGACACCAGUAGGCAGAGGAAGAGCCUGGCUUCGAUUGGCAUUAAUGCAAAAGAAACUAUCAGAAUAUAUGAAAGCUUUGAUCAAUAAGAAGGAGCUUCUCAGUGAAUUCUAUGAACCCAACGCCCUCAUGAUGGAAGAAGAAGGAGCUAUAAUUGCUGGUCUGUUGGUGGGUCUUAAUGUCAUUGAUGCCAAUUUCUGUAUGAAAGGAGAAGAUUUGGACUCUCAGGUUGGCGUUAUAGACUUCUCAAUGUAUCUCAAGGAUGGAAACAGCAGUAAAGGUAGUGAAGGGGAUGGUCAGAUUACUGCAAUUCUGGACCAGAAGAACUAUGUGGAAGAACUCAACAGACAUCUGAAUGCUACUGUAAACAAUCUUCAGGCAAAAGUAGAUACAUUAGAAAAAUCAAACACUAAACUGACAGAAGAGCUUGCUGUUGCAAACAACAGAAUCAUUACCUUGCAAGAAGAAAUGGAACGAGUUAAAGAAGAAAGUUCUUAUAUACUGGAAUCUAAUCGAAAGGGUCCUAAGCAAGACAGAAGUGCAGAAGGCCAAGCACUAAGUGAAGCAAGGAAGCAUUUAAAGGAGGAGACACAAUUACGAUUGGAUGUUGAAAAAGAACUGGAGAUCCAGAUCAGUAUGAGACAGGAGAUGGAACUGGCUAUGAAGAUGCUGGAAAAGGAUGUCUGUGAGAAGCAGGAUGCCCUGGUAUCUCUGAGGCAGCAGCUGGAUGAUCUCAGAGCUCUCAAGCAUGAACUUGCCUUUAAGCUGCAGAGUUCAGACUUAGGAGUCAAACAGAAAAGUGAACUUAAUAGCCGUUUGGAAGAGAAGACUAAUCAGAUGGCUGCUACCAUUAAACAGCUGGAACAGAGAUUGCGCCAGGCUGAGCGAGGCCGCCAGUCUGCUGAGUUGGACAACCGGCUCUUCAAACAGGAUUUUGGAGACAAGAUCAACAGUCUGCAGCUGGAAGUGGAGGAGCUCACCAGGCAGCGGAACCAGCUUGAGUUAGAAUUGAAACAAGAAAAGGAAAAAAGAUUACAAAACAACAGGAACAUCCCAGGAAAGGGAUCCCAAAAGCCACAACUCAAGGAUGGGAAGCACAAAAUUCAAGAAGAAAAUGUUAAACAGCCCCUGGAAGAAAGCCACAGGCUGCAGCCUCACCCGACAGAUGAACAGGAUCAACCAUUGCUAUCUGAAAAUCCACAGGUGUGUCAGCUGUGCCAGGAAGAUGGCAGCCUAAAGAAGAAUGUGUGUAAGAACUGCAGAGGAACCUUCUGUAAUGCCUGUUCAACAAAUGAACUGCCACUUCCUUCCAGUAUCAAGCCUGAACGAGUUUGCAAUCCCUGUCAUAAACAGCUAAUGAAGCAAUAUUCUACCAGCCCGUCAUAAAACUGGAGGCCUCAACCUGGACCAGUGUUCACGUGUGGUCAACUCUACCUUUGUUAGAUGUCAGGAUCCCCUAAAACUCAGUCCUUAAAAUGAACUAGAGUUAAAAGGAAUGACUUGAGCCGGGUCCAGGGAGAAAAGACAGUGAUUGGGGGUGCUGGAAAGCUUGCUCAUUUUCCCUAAUGACUGUACAAAUAAAAGUUACGUGGUGGAACCUUUCUUUUCUAAAUAUAAACAAGCCCAAUUUAAAGGGCUUAUUUUAUAGCAUAUUUUUGGAAGGGCUAUUUUUACGAAUAGUGACAAUAAUAAUAAUGGGGUUGAUAUAAUAGGAGAGAAUCCAAGCAGUUAAGAAUAUAAAGAAAGGGACUGAGUAUAGUUCAGUGGUACAGCUAGGCCCUACAUUCAAUUCCCAGCACCACCAAAAAAAUGAUCAUCUCCCUCUAUUACAUUUGCAGCUUUAAGAAGGGGAAAAUAAAUAUUAAGAUAAAAUGACAGAUGUUACCUAUUUUCCCAGGUGCUGCUAAACAUAAACUUUGCUCUCCACUCCCACUAACUACCUCUUAAAAUAUCUCUAUCAAACUGUGAAUCCAAACUCAGGGAACAAGAGAGUAAUAUAAAUUCUGAAUGUACUGAAGACAAUAUUAUAUUACAACUUGAGAACCAGAAUUUUUUGGUCUUAGUCUACAACUGUUUUCAUUGUAUCAACAAGUAAGAACAUUUGUUGUUUUUCACUUAAUGACUUCAGAAGUAAAUACCAUCCUUUUCAGAAUUCCCUACCACAAAAUAAGCCAUCUCUCAUAAGGAGUUUGAAAGAUGGGAUUUGUCUUUUGCCAAUAAGGAAGUAUGGACUAAAGCAAAGUAGGGUGUAAGGUUUAGUUUGGUGAUGGCUGAGAACAGUUAGCUCAAUAUUUAUUAAAUUGUUCCUUUAAUAAGGAAUUAUUUAUUCUGAACCAAGGUUUCUUGAAAAGGACAACAUCCAAACAUCUCUUAGUAACCUGUUUGUGUGGAAAGUGGGGGGGGAUGAAUUCAGCGAGAAGGAAAAAAUGAUAUAUGCUAUUUUGAUUAUAUGUAUCUAGAUUGUUUGAUUCCAGUCAAGACCUAAGAAAACAGGAUUCUGUGACCAGUUGAGAAUUCUAGAGCAGAAGCAUGGAACCAUGUUAAUCGAUAAAUUCUGUCUCCUAAAAGAGGUUACAGCUUGGGAAAGAGUUGUUUUUCCAGAAGUCUGGCCUACUGGUGAAACUAAAGCUGGUGAAGCUAAGAGUACUAGGGUAAAUAAAAUUGAUAAUUGUGGCCUAGUUUAUUGUCUUCCUUUCCUUUAAGAUUUGUUUUUUUGUGAGCCACCUUUCUCCUUAAUUUUUGGUCACCUACCUGAGCCAGCACUGUUACAGGUGCUAUAUAUGAGGGGAGCAAAAAUUGACAAAAUGGGAAUUACCCUAAAUGCACAAAAGUUAAAAUUCAUUUUGAAUUUAAAUUUAAAAGAGGUACCUCCACAAGGUUAGUGGAAUGAUUCAAGUGGUAGCCCACUAGCUAAGGCCCUGAGUUCAAACCCCAGUACCACCAAGAGGCAGCUCCAUAACACAGAAUAUAAUGAAAAUAAUUAGCUACUUGAGAUUUUACUUAGGAUCUCACAUAGCUACUUAGCCCUUAUUUUUCUGAGCAAAGUCCCAAAGAUCUCUGGUUAUUACUUGGAGCUCCCCAACUGCAUUUAGGUGUAUUAUUAUAUAUAAUCUUCCUAAAAAUGUUGCUUCCCACCAUUUAAAACAGCAUCAACAGGUGAAAAACUUGUAUGAUAAAAACUAAAAAUAUAAAAUUAAGAGACACCUGGUGUUCACAGACUGGAAACCAAUAUGACCAGUGUCAAUAACCACUCAGCAAUCUUCAGAAACUUAGUGGCUCACACCUGUAAUACCAGCACUUGGGGAGAGGCAAAUUGCAAGUUCAGGCCUAGGAUGGCCUACGUACAUCCUGUCCCCAAAAAAAAUGAUCCACAGAUUCAAUGCAAAAUAAAAAUAUAUUCACAUACCAACAUUUUUGCAGAAAUACAAAAAAAAAUCUAAUACACAGAAUCUCAAAGGACUCCCAGUCAACUUUGAAAAAACAACAAAGCUGAAGGUUUGAAUACCUACUACAAAACCAUAGUAACCAAGUCAGAAUGGUACUGGCAUAUAGACAAACAUGAAAUAGGAUAGAGAACCUAGAAGCAAACCUUCAACUAUUACGGUCAACUGAUUUUUUUGGCAGGGGAGCAUACCUGGGGUUUAAACUCAAGGAUUUGAGCUUGCAAAGCUCACUUCCACUCCAUUUUAGUCUGGUUAUUUUGAAGAUAAUGGUCUCACAAACUCUGUUCAGGCUCACCUCAAACCACAUCCCUUCCAAUCUCAGCCUCUCAAGUAGCUAGGAUUACAGGCACCCAGCCUCAAAAGAUUUCUGACAGGGUACUAAGACCCUGAGUAGGGAUGUCUUUUCCAGCAAAUCAUGUCAGGAAAAUGAGAUCCACAUGCAAAAAAAGAUGAAGUCAGAGCCUUAUACCAAAUACAAAAAAUGGCUCAAAAAUCUCAGUGUUACAGAAUUAUGAAACUUAGAAUAAAAUAGAGGAAAAGCCAUCACGUCAUUGGAUUUGGAGAUGAUUUCUUGGGUAAGACAGCAAAAGUACAGGCAACAAAAGGAAAAAUUAAGUUGAACUUAAAUUAAAACUUGUACAUCAUUAACCCAGGCAGGGUAGUGCAAACCUGCA
This is a messenger RNA of Castor canadensis (American beaver), 4735 nucleotides long. It is a transcript of the gene Rufy3, whose product is annotated as RUN and FYVE domain containing 3. Gene Ontology annotation, biological process: regulation of axonogenesis. Gene Ontology annotation, molecular function: metal ion binding. Gene Ontology annotation, cellular component: dendrite; axon; cytoplasm. The record is from RefSeq and is a predicted model, not a curated record. Lineage: Eukaryota; Metazoa; Chordata; Mammalia; Rodentia; Castoridae.